AUGAAACUCCUCCGUGGCCAAACCCUAAAGCCCAUUUUUCGAUCAAUUUCCACUAGCGCCGCGGGCGGGUCUGCCGUAAAAUGUCAUCAGAACGAUGACAAGAAGAGCCUUCCAGCAAACAAGUACCUUAAUUCAUGGACAAAACCUAAAGAUCCUAAAGAAGCUGAAGCUAAGCUCGCGUUUUUACGGCGUGAAUACGCGAAGAAAGUGAGGGAAGUUAGGAAAGAGUACAUACAUGAAAUGGAGAUGCAGAGGAUUGAGAAAAUGAGGAAAGACGAAGCGAAAAAGGAAGCGCAAAGGAUUGCUAAUGAAGAGAGGAAAGUUGCUAAAGCUGUUGAGAAGAAAGCUAAAGCUAUGGAAAGAGAAGCUGCUCAACAAGAGUUCCGCAAAACCCUGUGCAUCUCAGCAUCUCACCACCAUACAACAUACGAAAAAAGCACAAAAAUGAAACUACUCCGUGGCCAAACCCUAAAGCCCUUUUUCCGAUCAAUUUCCACCACCGUAAAAUCUCAUCACAACGAUGACAAGAAGAGCCUUCCAGCAAACAAGUACCUUAAUUCAUGGACAAAACCUAAAGAUCCUAAAGAAGCUGAAGCUAAGCUCGCGUUUUUACGGCGUGAAUACGCGAAGAAAGUGAGGGAAGUUAGGAAAGAGUACAUACAUGAAAUGGAGAUGCAGAGGAUUGAGAAAAUGAGGAAAGACGAAGCGAAAAAGGAAGCGCAAAGGAUUGCAAAUGAAGAGAGGAAAGUUGCUAAAGCUGCUGAGAAGAAAGCUAAAGCUAUGGAAAGAGAUGCUGCUCAACAAGAGUUUCGCAAAACCCUGGUAUAUCCUAAAGAAGCUGAAGCUAAGCUCGCGUUUUUACGGCGUGAAUACGCGAAGAAAUUGAGGGAAGUUAGGAAAGAGUACAUACAUGAAAUGGAGGUGCAUAGGAUUGAGAAAAUGAGGAAAGACGAAGCGAAAAAGGAAGCGCAAAGGAUUGCUAAUGAAGAGAGGAAAGUUGCUAAAGCUGCUGAGAAGAAAGCUAAAGCUAUGGAAAGAGAAGUUGCUCAACAAGAGUUCCGCAAAACCCUGUUUGAUUCACAAGAUCCUAAAGAAGCUGAAGCUAAGCUCGCGUUUUUACGGCGUGAAUACGCGAAGAAAUUGAGGGAAGUUAGGAAAGAGUACAUACAUGAAAUGGAGAUGCAGAGGAUUGAGAAAAUGAGGAAAGACGAAGCGAUAAAGGAAGCGCAAAGGAUUGCUAAUGAAGAGAGGAAAGUUGCUAAAGCUGCUGAGAAGAAAUCUAAAGCUAUGGAAAGAGAAGCUGCUCAACAAGAGUUCCGCAAAAUCCUGAACGAUGACAAGAAGAGCCUUCCAGCAAACAAGUACCUUAAUUCAUGGACAAAACCUAAAGAUCCUAAAGAAGCUAAAGCUAAGCUCGCGUUUUUACGGCGUGAAUACGCGAAGAAAGUGAGGGAAGUUAGGAAUGAGUACAUACAUGAAAUGGAGGUGCAGAGGAUUGAGAAAAUGAGGAAAGACGAAGCGAAAAAGGAAGCGCAAAGGAUUGCUAAUGAAGAGAGGCAAGUUGCUAAAGCUGCUGAGAAGAAAGCUAAAGCUAUGGAAAGAGAAGUUGCUCAACAAGAGUUCCGCAAAACCCUGGUAUGCAAUUAUUUGUUUUGUCUUGUAUGUGGGAGAGGCACAGAGCUAGCCUCCUCUUCUCCCUCUUUACUAGUAUUUGGGUGUGCUCAGUAUGAAGGAAAGAGUGGGUUUCUUGCUUAUUUUUUUGUGUUCCUAAAGGGUUCAUGUUGA
This is a messenger RNA of Lycium barbarum (goji berry), 1785 nucleotides long. RefSeq lists its product as uncharacterized. Bases 1 to 1785 code for a protein of 594 amino acids. The transcript has 6 exons. The record is from RefSeq and is a predicted model, not a curated record. Lineage: Eukaryota; Viridiplantae; Streptophyta; Magnoliopsida; Solanales; Solanaceae.